Molecule: messenger RNA, 1862 nt
Organism: Fusarium oxysporum Fo47
Lineage: Eukaryota; Fungi; Ascomycota; Sordariomycetes; Hypocreales; Nectriaceae
Exons: 6
Coding region: 284-1522 (412 amino acids)
Source: RefSeq, a predicted model, not a curated record
AUUUGACCCCCCCCCCCCCAAUCGCCAGCUAUGAGUUGGAGACCCUUGCCCUGCAUUUGAUCAGAUCCGCCGGGUCGGUUGGUGCAAUCCUAGCAUGUGUGAUUCACUCGCAGCUGUGAGAUAUAUCUCAUAGUGAGCCCCCCCUUGCGUCCUUCCCAUUAAUUCUGUUUUGUGAAUUUAUUUGAUUUCUUUCCACUUUGAGCUUUUUCUUUUGAUUCUCCCACGGCUUUUGAGGACUGGGCCAUGCUCGAGCUCGAAAAGUUGUUCGUGACGCUACAGCGCCAUGGCCACUAAUAAAGAUAUUGACCUUCAUGAAGAGAACGGGUCUGUUUUGGUCGCAACAGCGAUCACUCUGUUGACACUAAGCUGGUUCUCUGUCGGGCUGCGCACCUAUACAAGGGCUGUCUUGAUGAAAAGUUUGCAGCUCGAUGACUGGCUUAUGCUCGUUGCUCAGAUCAUCUUCACGAUAUCAUGUGCCUUCAUCCUUGAAGGUGUUCAGCAGGGAAUCGGAAAGCACAAUGACGCCAUCAAACCCGAUGAGGCUAAAGUUCAAGCCCUUAUGUGGCAGGCUUUGGCAACAGCGACCUAUAUUUUGGACAUGAUGUUCAUAAAACUCAGCAUUGGUGUCUUCUUGCUCCGUUUAUGUGUCAAACGGGUCUACGUCUGGAUUAUCUGGAUCAGUCUAGCUAUUAUCAGCGUCUGGAGUAUAGUUCUCUUUUUCUGGAACUUAUUCCAGUGCAAACCAGUCGAAAUGCAGUGGGACUUCAGGAUCAAAGACGGUACUUGUGUGAGUGCAGACCAGAUCGUCUCAGCGGCCUAUGCCAUAAGUGUUAUGACAGUCGUUUCUGACUGGCUCUACGCCCUUCUACCAAUCCCAAUGCUGUGGUCGGUCAAGAUGACCAAGCAAGCAAAGGCAACUGUUAUUGCAAUUUUGGGGCUAGGUAUAUUUGCCAGUGUCGCGACCCUUGUACGCCUACGAUUCCUUGCGGAUCUUACUGAUACGGAAGAUAUUCUAUUUGCUGGAACCGAUGCCAUGGUUUGGACACUGAUAGAACCGGGUGUCGCUAUUGUUGCAUCAAGUCUAGCUACCAUCCGACCACUUCUUCGUGCUAUGAGGAUCAGAGGCUUCGAAUCGACCGAAAACACUUAUGGCACAGGCCACUCUGCCGCUGUCAGAUCAAACGCAAACCGUUCCAAGCCCGGAAUUCUGAUUAUGCCAGGCUUUGGCCCUGACGAUGUCUCACUGACCAACAUGGUAUCACAAAACAACACGAACUCCCUGUCACACCCAAACGAUAUCGAAAUCUUACCUCCUCGACACGUGGCCGACGGCCCUAUCUCACCUGGUCAAGCGAGCAUCGUUAAGAGCGAGAUCCUGGUGAUACAAGGCAAUAGCUCGCCCCCAUCGUCCUGGCAAAGUCGGAAUGAUCGCUCCGCUUCUAGCUCUUUCGACCAAAUCCACGACCUCGAGGCAUACAGCCAAGAACUCGAACGCGAUAAUAUCAGGGGCAGAGGCAGAUGAAUGGAAUUAUGAUAUGAUACCCAACGGAGAUGGAAGAGCCAGAUAGAUAGCUAUUCCUCUCUUUUUCUGUCGCGACAACGACAUCUUACAGGGGACUAUUUUGUACUUGUAUUCAUUCGGGAAAGGGAGCAACAGGCGUUAGGAAUAGGCUUGGGCUGGAACAUACAGGGAAGCAAAAUCAUCAAGGUUUGCCACAAUGGGUUUGGCCUCUAAAAGGAGAGGCAGCAGGUGGUUAGUAAAAGGCUACGAGUCAAUAGGGGCCUGAUAGAUGGCGCAUUGAAUAAGGUUCACAGGUUUUGUUAGCCUCUAAUGUGUUUAUGAUAAUCAAGCAUUUUUACAA